Molecule: messenger RNA, 2279 nt
Organism: Helianthus annuus (common sunflower)
Lineage: Eukaryota; Viridiplantae; Streptophyta; Magnoliopsida; Asterales; Asteraceae
Exons: 2
Coding region: 54-2159 (701 amino acids)
Source: RefSeq, a predicted model, not a curated record
UUCAUUUCUUGCCGUCUUCUCCGAUCCCGUUCUCUCUGUAAAAUCAAAAGACAAUGAAUGAGAAAGAAAAUGAUUCAUCAAAAAAGAUGAAACAGAACCAGGGGACACUAGAUUGGUUUGUUAAGAAAACAAACAGAGAAUACGCUUCUUCAUCCUCAUCACCAAUUGUUUCUUCAAGUCACUCUAAGAAUGAUCCUAACAAAGAAACUGAUAUGGGAGAAUUGAGUGAUACAGAUGAUUUGCAAUCUUGCGAAAACGAAGGCCCAUUUGCUCGCAGAUUUCAUUCACAGUGUGAUCAGUUGUUUGCGUUGAUCGGUUGCUGUAGUGUAAAAAAGCAUCGACAUCCACUCGUUGCUCCCCUUCUUUGUGUGAGGUUUCUGUUAGCUCAAGGAGUGGAGAUUUAUGGUCCUGGUGUCAUCGGACCAGACAACAAAGGUGAUCUUGCUGAGCUUCUUGAAAUGUUGUCCCCGUUCGAUGAAAAUGUUAACGAGGCUGUAAUCAAGAAUGCUCCGUUAAUUGAAAGAGAUUUGAUCAACGCGUGUGCAAAAGAAACAACCAAAUCCAUUGUCAAAGACGUCGGUGGUGACUAUUUUGCCAUAUUGGUGGGUAAAUAUUACGAUAACAAUAAUGACGACGUAAUCGCGUUGUGUUUGAGGUAUGUUGACAAAGUCGGAGAUGUUGUAGAGCGGUUUCUUGGUAUUAUGAAUGUCGUGGAUGCCAGCACGGCUUUAUCUUAUAAAAAUGCGGUUUAUGCGUUGCUAGAGAAGCAUUCGUUAAGCUCGUGUAAUAUCCGUGGGCAAGGUUACAUUGGAGUUAGCAAUAUGAAAGGCGACUUUAGCGGUCUUCAAAUGUUGAUCAAGAAAGAAACACAAUCGGCGUAUUACACUCAUUGUUUCGCCAAUCGUCUUGAACUAACACUUGCUGGGAUUUCCGAACACGGCAAUAGGAAAAUCGCUUCGUUUUUUUUCCAUCUUGAAGAUUUAUUAAAUGUGGUUUUAGUUUCAUGGAAGGAAAAUGGACUGCUGACCGAAAGUCAUUUUCAAAAAGUUAAUCAAGCGUUUGACGAUUUCACAACUGAAACUCGCACAUGCUUGAAUCAAAAGGCUAGAGUGGGGAGAUCGAACGAUGAUACAUGUUGGGGACCUUAUUAUAAGUUGCUUUCGAAUGUCAUUGACUUUUAUCCUGUGAUACUCGAGAUGGUCGAUGAGGUUGCGAACGAAUCUCCGUUUUCACCUUUACAUCGAGAUAGAAUUGGAUGGAGUCCUCUUUUAUCCUCUUGUCGUGGUCCACUUGCUACAAUCGAGAAUUUUGACUUUGUGUUUUCGGCACAUUUGAUGAAGACAGUAUUUGAGGUUACAAAUGAACUAAGCAGUGUCUUACAGAAAAAAGAUGAUAAUAUUGUUAUUGCAAUGUCACUAGUGAAGCCGGUUAAGGAACGGUUGCAAGUAAUAAGAGACGAUGGAUGGGAAACUCUCUUAACUUCUGUCGUUUCCUUUUGCAACAAAAACGACAUUGAAGUUCCAAAUAUGGAAGACGUGAGGAAAGUUAUAUUAAGAAAAAAUCGCCAACAACCAAAGACUACAAACCUUCAUCAUUAUCAAGUUGAGGUGUUUUUCGCAACCAUUGAUCUACUACUUCAAGAACUCAACAGUCGGUUUGAUGAGGUAGUUAUGGAGUUGCUUGUUUGUAUGGGCAGCUUAAGCCCCAUUGAUUCCUUUUCUUCCUUCGAUAAGCAAAAGCUGAUUCGACUUGCAGAAUUUUAUCCUAAUGAGUUUUCAAGUAUUGAUUUGCGUCAUCUCAACAAUCAACUUGACAACUACAUUGAUGAUGUGAGGAAAGACGAAAGAUUUAUGGGAUUAAAAGAUAUUAAAGAGCUCUCUAAGAAGCUUGUGGAGGUGAAAAAACAUCAAGUGUAUAAUCUUGUCUAUCUACUUAUUAAACUGGCGUUGAUCCUUCCGAUUGCUACGGCUAGUGUUGAAAGAGCUUCUUCGGCUAUGACUUAUGUGAAGAAAGAAUUGAAGAAUAGCGUAAGUGAUGAGUUGUUGAACGAUCGUUUAGUUGCUUACGUAGAAGGGGAAGUUCACUUCAAGAUUAGCAAUGAUGACAUUAUAAAGAACUUUGAAAGUUCGAAGAUCCGUCAAGAGCAAGGGCAAGUUUGAUUUGAAUCUGUCUCUUGAAUCUUUUAAAAGAUUUGCUAUUUUGAACAACCCAUUCUUAUUUUGAGUUGUAUGAUACUAUGAUUACAUUUUGUUGGGUUUUAUUAAACUGGUGUUGAUCUA